CCGGGAACGGCGCGCGUGACGAACGACGAGCGCGCGGCGAUCGCGCGCGCGACGCUCGGCGCGACGGCGUGGCGACUCAGGUUGGAAGCCGAACUCGCGAGCGCGACGAGGCACGGAACGCGCGAGGCGCGCGCGUGCGCGGAACGCGCGGGCGAUCGAGCGGAGAAGUUGAUUUUGAUGUACUGGAGCGGCGAUCGGGGCUCGGGGGGGAGGGCGGUGGUGCCGAGCGCGGAGGACGCGCGCGCGAUGUACGGCGACGGCGCGGCGGAUUUGAGAAUCGCGGCGAGGGAGGAAAACGUGCGUUGGUCGAGCGACGACGCGAUCGCGGUGGGGCAGAAAACCGCGCUGCCGCGACCUUUGGUGGAUGCGCUGAUUCGAGAGUAUGGACGAGAGGAGGCGCUGGCGUUCGGAGCGGCGAUAAACGCGCCGGGACCGGUGACGUGUCGAGCCAACGGCGCGCUCGCGCGCGGGGGCGCGGAUGAGGUGGCGGCGAUGCUCGCGAGGGAAGGCAUCAGGACGGAGAAGACGAAGUAUGGACUUGCGGCGCCGCUCGCGUUCGUCCUUCCCGAUGGGCCGCCGAAAAACGGCGGGAUCUUUGGAUGCGACGUCUGGCGUCGCGGAUACUUUGAAGUCAUGGACGAGGGGUCGCAGUGCAUCGCAAACGCCGUCGGCGCGCGAGAAGGCGAGCGCAUCUUGGACGCGUGCGCGGGAAACGGCGGAAAAACACUCGCCAUGGCGGCGAACAUGAAUGGACACGGCGAAAUAUGCGCGUUUGACAUCGACAAACGACGUUUAUUGCACUUGAAGGCGAACGCGGCGCGCGCGCGCGUCGACGCGCUGGUGACGACGACGGAAUCGCUCGACGAAUUAGCCUCGGAAUCGUUCGAUGCGAUUCUCGUCGACGCUCCGUGCUCGUCCGUCGGUGCUUUACGACGAACACCAUCGCUACGUCACUCGUACGACGAUCCGCGCGAGCUGGCAAAGGUCCAGGCGGAAAUUCUCGACGGCGUCGCUCGUUUGCUAAAGCCAGGCGGGCGAUUGGUGUACGCGACGUGUUCGGUGUUGUCGAUCGAAAAUCAAGACGUCGCCGAGGCGUUUGAAAGAAAGCACGACGAUUUUGCGCCUUGGCCGUUCGAGGACUCGGUGCUCACGUCGCCCGCGGUCGAGUUGCGAUCGCACGAACGUUUGUUUCUACCACACGUGCACGGAACGGAUGGAUUCUUCAUCGCGCGUUUUGUUCGAAGAACCGCUGAUUAAAACUUCU
Ostreococcus lucimarinus CCE9901 is the source of this 1264-nucleotide messenger RNA. RefSeq lists its product with no specific name. Gene Ontology annotation, biological process: RNA methylation. The record is from RefSeq and is a predicted model, not a curated record. The transcript has a single exon. NCBI's taxonomy places the organism in Eukaryota, Viridiplantae, Chlorophyta, Mamiellophyceae, Mamiellales, Bathycoccaceae. The coding region runs from base 178 to 1257 and encodes 359 amino acids. Gene Ontology annotation, molecular function: methyltransferase activity.